ACUCAGACGCUACACCUAUUUACACGGAAAGUCAUUCGGAUUUACCAAGCACAACAUAACCUUACUGUUUAAACUACACAGUGUUUACAAAAAAAUGACAGUUGAAACAAAUAGUAACGAUCAAGUGAUUUUAGUAACAGGGGGUUAUGAUCAUACAAUUAAAGUAUGGCAAGCACAUACUGGAACAUGUACACGAACACUUCAACACACAGCUUCUCAAGUGAAUGCUCUAGCAAUUGCUCCAGAUAAAAAUCUUAUAGCAGCAGCAGGGUACCAAAAUAUCUUUAUGCAUGAUUUGGGUUCGAGUAACCCAAACUCCAUUCUCAACUAUGAAGGCGCACCGAAAAAUGUGACAAGUUUAGGUUUUCAGGAAGACGGUAAAUGGAUGUACACAGGAAGUGAAGAUUGUUUGACAAGGAUAUGGGACUUAAGGUCUAGUUCAUUCCAAUGCCAACGAAGAUAUGAGGUAUCUUCACCUGUCAACUGCGUUACUUUACAUCCAAAUCAAUCAGAGCUGAUUGUCGGUGAUCAAAGUGGAGCAAUUCAUAUAUGGGAUAUACGUUCUAACCAUAAUAAACAAUUGAUACCUGAGGCUGAAGCAUCAAUUCAAGAUAUUUCAAUAGAUGCAGAUGGUUCUUACAUGGCUGCCGUCAACAAUAAAGGUAAUUGUUACAUUUGGGCACUCACUGGAGGUGUAGGUGAAGAACCAACCAAACCUUACCCACGACACAAACUUGCAGCACAUAAACGAUAUGCAUUGAAGUGUAAAUUCAGUCCAGAUUCUACGCUUUUAGUUACAACAUCAGCCGAUCAAACAGCCAGAAUAUGGAAAACAUCUGAUUUUUCCGAAAUGCAAGUUUUACAAGAUGAUUCAAAAAGAUGGGUUUGGGAUGCUGCUUUUAGUGCAGAUUCACAAUACGUUUUUACAGCUAGUUCAGAUGGUGUUGCACGGUUAUGGAACGUAGCUAAUGGCACGAUUGAACGAGAAUAUCAAGGACAUCAGAAAGCUCUCACUGCUUUAGCUUUUAAAGACCAAAUUAUUUCAAGUUAAAACUAUUAUUUAUAUUGUACAUUAUUUUAAUGUUUAGUAAAAAAUUACUUCCUAAAAUCAAAUGCCAGUAUUGACAUGUAUUUGUUUCUUUUUUACGAUAGUGAAAAUUUUCAUAUUAUUCUAAUAUAUAACAUCA
Chelonus insularis is the source of this 1187-nucleotide messenger RNA. RefSeq names its product MTOR associated protein, LST8 (gene Lst8). Gene Ontology annotation, molecular function: protein binding. The coding region runs from base 95 to 1051 and encodes 318 amino acids. Gene Ontology annotation, cellular component: TORC2 complex; TORC1 complex. Lineage: Eukaryota; Metazoa; Arthropoda; Insecta; Hymenoptera; Braconidae. The transcript is spliced from 7 exons. The record is from RefSeq and is a predicted model, not a curated record. Gene Ontology annotation, biological process: TOR signaling; regulation of actin cytoskeleton organization.